GUUAGAACGCCCAAGACAAAACAGCGUGGGCGGGAGCCGGAGGAGGUAUAUCGGAAAAUUUCCCCCGCUACGAGGGCGGUUACUUCGGCUUGCGUCGAGUACAAGUAGCCCGCUAGAGCGGGAAGCUGAAAAUUAGCGAAGAUCCUCUUCCCUGUGUCGGGAACUCCGUGACAGCCCCUUGCUAGGGUUUCUGAGAUUAUUCUCCGGUUUCUCUUCCUUCCUGUUCUGGAGAUCCUGGAAUCGUUUGUUCUUGAAGCGUGCUUUUGUUGGCCUGGUCGGUGCUGCUCCUCCACGUCGCUUGUUCCAGUUAUUGGUGCUCGUAUGACGCCAUGGUUGGAGUUUCCUUGAGACCUGAGGGUCAUCUCCCUGCGAUUUGCUGAGCGUUUUGAAUUUGGCGCUCAAUGGCGUCCUUAGACGGGCAGCGCAAUUGCGUCCAGGCGAUGGAUGCUAAGCCAAAUAUUCAUAAGGGAUCCAAAGUUUGGGUUGAAGAUAGAGAACAUGCAUGGGUGGAAGCUGAAGUUCUCACUGUUAGUGGUAUGCAUGUCUCCUUGGUGACAGUUUCUGGAAGCAAGGUUUCUGCUUCUUUAAAGCAGGUGCUUCUGAGAGAUCCAGAAACUGAAUUUGGUGGAGUUGAUGAUAUGACCAAAUUAGCAUAUUUGAAUGAACCUGGUGUUCUACAUAACCUUGCUAGAAGAUAUGCACUGAAUGAUAUUUACACAUACACUGGUAGCAUCCUAAUUGCUGUAAAUCCAUUCACAAAGCUUCCUCAUCUCUAUAAUGUGCAUAUGAUGGAGCAAUACAAGGGCAAGCCACUCGGUGAAUUGAGUCCUCACGUUUUUGCCGUAGCUGAUGCUGCAUACAGAGCUAUGAUGAAUGAAGGGAGGAGCCAGUCAAUUUUGGUUAGUGGAGAAAGUGGGGCAGGGAAAACGGAGACUACAAAAUUGAUAAUGCAAUAUCUUACUUAUGUGGGUGGUCGUGCUGCUGGUGAUGAUCGUACAGUGGAGCAGCAAGUUCUUGAAUCAAAUCCCCUGUUAGAGGCCUUUGGUAAUGCAAAAACGGUCAGGAAUGACAAUUCAAGUCGCUUUGGAAAAUUUGUUGAAAUCCAAUUUGACUUAAGUGGUAGAAUCUCUGGUGCUGCAAUAAGAACCUACCUCUUGGAGCGAUCACGGGUGGUGCAAAUAACAGACCCUGAAAGGAAUUACCAUUGCUUUUACCAAUUAUGUGCUUCUGGAAAGGCUAAAGGGGCUCUCCUACAGGAUGCUGAAAAGUACAAGGUUGGAAAUCCCAGCUCAUUUUAUUAUUUGAAUCAGAGUAAAACCUAUGAGCUAGAUGGAGUUAAUAAUGCAGAAGAGUACUUGAAGACAAGGAGGGCAAUGGAUAUCGUGGGCAUUAGCCUUGAAGAUCAGGAAGCAAUAUUUCGAACUCUGGCUGCUAUCCUACAUCUUGGAAACAUUCAAUUUUCUCCUGGUAGGGAGCAUGAUUCGUCAACUAUUAAGGAUAACAAAUCUAGCCUUCAUUUGCAGAUGGCAGCUGAUCUAUUUAAGUGUAAUACCAAACUUUUGCUUGCGACAUUGUGUACACGCUCAAUACAGACUCGUGAAGGCAAUAUCAUAAAAGCUCUUGAUUGUAAUGCUGCAGUGGCCAGUCGAGAUGCAUUAGCAAAGACAGUUUAUUCUCGCUUAUUUGAUUGGCUAGUUGACAAAAUCAACAAGUCAGUCGGGCAAGAUCCUGAUUCUGUGGUGCAGAUUGGAUUGUUGGAUAUAUAUGGGUUUGAAUGCUUCAAGAAGAACAGUUUUGAACAAUUUUGUAUAAAUUUUGCCAAUGAAAAACUUCAGCAGCAUUUCAAUGAGCAUGUGUUUAAGACAGAGCAAGAGGAGUACUCAAAUGAGAAGAUCAACUGGAGCUAUAUUGAAUUUAUUGACAAUCAGGAUGUCUUAGAUUUGAUUGAAAAGAAACCUAUUGGGAUCAUAUCUCUACUGAAUGAAGCAUGCAUGUUUCCGAAGUCAACACACGAGAGUUUCUCUACCAGGCUGUUCCAAAGCUUUCGUGGAAACCCUAGGAUUGAAAAGCCAAAGUAUUCACCUACUGAUUUUACUAUCUCUCACUAUGCAGGCAAAGUGACAUAUCAAACUGAAUCUUUUCUUGAUAAGAAUCGGGAUUAUGUUGUUGUGGAGCAUCACAACCUAAUGUCAUCAUCAAAGUGCACUUUUAUUGCUGGACUUUUCCCUUCAUUACCGGAAGAAUCUUCCAAGUCGUCUUACAAAUUCUCAUCAGUUGCUACUAAAUUCAAGCAACAACUUCAAGCAUUGAUGGAAACAUUGAAGUCUACAGAGCCUCACUAUGUUCGCUGUAUUAAACCAAACUCUUAUAGUCUGCCUCAGAAAUUUGAGAAUCAGAGCGUACUCCAUCAGUUGCGAUGUGGGGGUGUUCUUGAAGCUGUGCGGAUAAGUCUUGCUGGUUACCCAACCAGGAGGACUUAUGCAGAAUUUUUGGACCGAUUUGGAAUUCUGGGCCCAGAAUUUCUGGAUGGAAGUUAUGAUGAAAAGGAUGUGGCAGACAAGCUUCUUCGAAAGCUGGGACUUGAAAAUUACCAACUGGGUAGAAGUAAAGCUUUUCUUAGAGCUGGCCAAAUUGCUGUUUUGGAUGGUAAACGCGCUGAGGUCUUGGAUAAUGCAGCGAAAGUUAUCCAAGGGUGUUGGCGUACAUUUGUUGCAUACAAAGACUUUAUGUUGAAGAAAUCUGCUGCCAUUAAGCUUCAAGCUGCAUGUCGUGGUUUUGUUGCACGAAGCAUUUAUGUGGCUAAGAGAAAAUAUUUUGCAUCCAUUGUAAUUCAGAAAUAUGUUCGUGGUUACUUGCUCAGGAAUGCCUAUUUGCAAGUUUAUUCAUCUGUUCUUGUCGUACAAGCCUGUAUUCGUGCUUUGUCUGUGCGCCAAAAAUUCCUAUUUGUAAAGGAGCAAAGAGCGGCUACACUGAUUCAGGGUGCUUGGAGGAUGAGGAAAGCCUAUUCCUUUUUCCACAGAUAUCGUACUUCAGUAAUAGCAAUUCAAUGUGCUUGGAGGCGGAAGCUUUCUAAAAGAGAACUUCGAAGGCUUAGACUGGAAGCAAAUGAAGCCGGUGCACUGCGUGAAGCUAAAACUAAGCUUGAGAAGCGGUUGGAAGACCUUAGUUUGCGCCUUCAACUGGAGAAAAGAUUGCGAGCCUCAACUGAAGAGGUGAAGAUGGUGGAAAUGACAAAGCUUCAGAAUGCCUUGCAAGAUUUGAAACAUGAACUGGAUGAUGCUAAAUUAAAUUUAGCUGAAGAAUGUAAGAAAAACGUGGUGCUUCAAAGAGAUCUAGAGUAUGUAGCAAAGGAAAAGAAAUCAUUGGAUACAAAACUUGUUUCCAUGAUAGAAGAAAGGAAAGAGAACUUGUCCUUGAAGGGUUUGGUUGACUCUUUGCGCGAGAAAAAUAUGAUUUUAGAGAAUGAGCUUCUUCUGGCUCAAAGAAAUAUUGAUGAAAAAGAACACAAAAUGCAUGAAGCAGAGUCCAAAUGCUUACAACUUCAGCAGAACAUGCAAAGUCUUGAGGAGAAGUUGUUGAACCUGGAGGAUGAGAAUCGUGUCCUGCGUCAAAAAGCAUUGAGCAUUUCUCCUGGUACCAGGCAGGCAACACUUGGAGUUGCUAAAUCUUUUCUAGAGGGGUACCUUGAGAAGCAUGAACUUCCAAUGGUAGAUCGGAAGGAAUUUUUUGAAUCACCAACCCCUUCUCGAAUUAUUAGAGCUGCUCCACUUGCUCAGACAGACAGACGGUCGAAAGUGGGCAGUGAGAGGCAUCAGGAAAAUCAGGAGUUUGUUCUGAGGUGUGUUAGAGAGGAUUUGGGGUAUAUAAAUGGCAAACCUGUAGCAGCUUGCAGCAUUUUCAAAUGCCUUCUACGGUGGCAUGCCUUUGAAGCAGAAAGGACCGUUAUUUUUGACCGCAUAAUUGAGGCCAUAAAUGAUGUCCUUGAGGUUGAGGAUGAGAAGAAAAUUCUCCCUUACUGGCUGUCCAAUGCUUCGGCUCUUUUGUGCCUCCUGCAAAAGAACUUAAAAACAAAUGGCUUUCUUUCAACUCCCCAGCGUCGAACAGGUUCGACAGGAUUGAUUGGAAGGAUGGCCCAGAGCUUCAAAUCUCCUUCAAAUGCUAGUUCUUUGCUACUUAAUGGAACUCGUGAUUGUGCAUUUCAUGUAGAGGCCCGAUAUCCUGCUAUACUCUUUAAGCAACAACUUACUGCUUGCUUAGAAAAGAUCUUUGGCUUGAUUCGUGAUAAUGUUAAAAAGGACAUACUGCCUAUGUUAAGUCUCUGCAUUCAGGCACCUAAAACUGCAAAGGUACCUCCUGGAAAGACAUCAAGAUCAUCACUUGGCUCUUCUCAGCAGUCUCUCAGCAGUCAUUGGGACAAUAUCAUCAAAUUUUUGGAUUCAUUAAUGGAUAGUUUACGGGAAAAUUAUGUGCCCUCUUUUCUGAUACGCAAACUAAUUACUCAAGUCUUCUCUUUCAUUAAUAUACAACUUUUUAACAGCCUUUUGUUGCGGCGUGAAUGCUGCACUUUUUCCAAUGGGGAAUAUGUAAAGUCUGGUCUUGCGGAACUGGAGCGUUGGAUUUCUGAUGUGACAGAAGAAUAUGCAGGAACCUCUUGGCAUGAGCUCAAAUACAUCAGACAGGCUGUUGGAUUUUUGGUGAUACAUCAGAAGAGGAGGAAGACACUCAAUGAAAUUAGACAGGAUCUUUGUCCUGCUUUGACCAUCCAACAACUUUAUCGAAUCUGCACCUUGUACUGGGAUGAUAAGUAUGGAACUCAGAGUGUGUCAAACGAGGUUGUUGCUCAAAUGAGAGAAAUUGUGAGCAAGGACUCUUCAAAUUUCAUGACAAAUUCUUUUCUGUUGGAUGAUGAUCUAAGCAUUCCGUUCUCUGCCGAAGAUCUAUCCCAAGCCAUCCCAUCUGUUGAACCUGAAGAUGUUGAAAUGCCAUCGUUUUUGCAUGAGAUGCCAUCUCUUCAUCUCCUUCUACAUCACUGAGAAGUGGGUUCAAAUGUUGGCGUAAUCGCUUUGCAGCUCCCCAUUGUACAUAUCCCGUACGGUCCUUUUGCAGAUGGACCUUGUAUAGAAGAAAUCCAUUGUUAAACCAUAUGACGAAGGCCUUGGGAGAAGUCUAUUGAACAUGGUGUAACGGCUGUUGUUGUAUAGCAGUUGAAGAUCUGUUCCCUGAUGUGUAUCUUAGGAAAUUUUUUAAAGAAUUUAAUCUGCAUAUUUUCUGUAUUCGUCAUUCAAACCGUUUUAUUUUGAUGUACUUUCACAGUUUGGGUAACCUAAGUUGCCCUUGGAAGCGAAUGUAACUGUAAAUUAUAUGAAAACUAUUAUUGUAAUUGCAACUCUCUGUUUCUUCCUC
This is a messenger RNA of Nymphaea colorata (pocket water lily), 5403 nucleotides long. Its product is annotated as protein OPAQUE1. The transcript is spliced from 39 exons. The record is from RefSeq and is a predicted model, not a curated record. Bases 402 to 5033 code for a protein of 1543 amino acids. Gene Ontology annotation, cellular component: cytoplasm; vesicle; actin cytoskeleton. Gene Ontology annotation, molecular function: ATP binding; actin filament binding; microfilament motor activity. Gene Ontology annotation, biological process: vesicle transport along actin filament; actin filament organization. Lineage: Eukaryota; Viridiplantae; Streptophyta; Magnoliopsida; Nymphaeales; Nymphaeaceae.